CGGAGAAAUUGGGGGCGCGGUUUUGGAAAUUAGCCCCGAGCCGGUGCCUGCCAGGUUUCCAGGUCUCUGCUGCACCGGGCGUUCGCUCGUCACGCCUUUUUGCUGCUUUGUUCUCUGUAAUGUGAGUGACAUUGCCUCGCAGUGCCGUCUCUGAACUCCCCUAAAGGAAGACCGAGGACAAGUGUGGUGGAGGCGACGAAGCCGCUCUAAACUGGCUACCCCGGAGAUAGCAUGGUUGUCCCUUCGCAUCUCCGAAUUUAAGUCGGCGUGAGACGGGCGCUGUUUUCCUGGGCAUCUGGUGGUCUCGGCGCGUUGUGGGUGGUUUUCAUUGUCAAGCCGCUGCUUACUGUAAUUUUGGAAGAGAAAAACCACCGUGUUCCAGCAUUUCUUUUGGAGAACUAAGCAAUAGGAAAGAUGCCUAUUUUCCCUAAAAUAUCUUUGAGAGUUGAGGUUGAAAAUUAUCUUAAAGAAGGCUUUAUGAAUAAGGAGAUUGUAUCUGCUUUAGGUAAACAAGAAGCAGAAAGGAAGUUUGAAACUCUGUUAAAUAACUUAUCACACCCUCCUUCAUUCACAACUGUCAGAGUGAAUUCACAUCUAGCUUCCGUACAACAUGUGAAAAAUCUGCUAUUUGAUGAACUUCAGAAGCAGUUUAAUGGAUUAAGUGUUCCUAUUCUUCAACAUCCAGACCUUCAGGAUGUCUUACUUAUUCCUGUUAUUGGACCUAGGAAGAAUAUAAACAAAAAACAAUGCGAAGCCAUUGUUGGAGCCCAGUGUGGCAAUGCAGUGUUAAGAGGAGCCCAUGUCUAUGUGCCAGGAAUUGUGUCAGCUUCAAAAUUAUAUAUAAAUGUUGUUUCUGUAUAUUCUGAUAUUAAAGGCAAAUGUAAGAAAGGAGCCAAAGAAUUUGAUGGAACAAAAGUAUUUCUUGGAAAUGGGAUUUCUGAAGUAAGCCGCAAAGAAAUUUUCAGUGGGCUACCCGAACUGAAAGGUAUAGGCAUAAGAAUGACAGAACCAGUAUAUCUCAGCCCUUCAUUUGACAACGUACUGUCCAGCUACUUAUUUUUACAGAAUUUGCCAUCUGCUGUAGUAACUCAUGUUUUGGACCCUCAACCUGGAGAGAGGAUUCUAGAUUUGUGUGCAGCACCUGGAGGCAAAACAACACACAUUGCAGCACUAAUGCAUGAUCAGGGAGAAGUAAUAGCACUGGAUAAAAUUUCCAACAAAGUAAAAAAAAUAAAGCAGAAUGCUUUAUUGUUAGGACUGAAUUCCAUUAGGGCUUUUUGCUUUGAUGGAACAAAGGCUCUUAAACUUGAUAGGAUUAAGGACACAGAAGGAGAGCCUCCAUUCUUACCAGAAUCUUUCGACCGAAUUCUUCUUGAUGCACCCUGCAGUGGAAUGGGACAGAGACCAAAUAUGGCUUGUUCUUGGACUUUGAAGGAAGUGACGUCUUAUCAGCCAUUACAGCGAAAGCUCUUUACUGUGGCAGUGAAGCUGCUGAAGCCGGGGGGUGUGUUGGUUUAUAGCACAUGCACCAUCACACUGGCAGAAAAUGAAGAACAAGUGGCCUGGGCCCUCACAGAGUUUCCUUGCCUUCAGCUUCAGCCCCAGGAACCUCAGAUUGGAGGGAAAGGAAUGAUGGGAGCUGGCCUUUCGUUUGAACAAUUGAAACAGCUGCAGCGGUUUGAUCCAUCUGUUGUGCCUUUACAGGACAUGGACAUUGAAUCUCUCAGAGAUGCCAGCGUAGACAUGAUUAGGCUGGCAAAUAAGGAUUGUAUAGGGUUUUUUAUUGCAAAAUUUGUAAAAUGCAAAAGCACACAGGAGAAGGAGCCUUCAAAAUGAAAAUUCCAAACAUUCAUUCUGUGCCUGCGUUCGUGUGUGUGUGUGUGUGUGUGUGUGUGUGUGUGUGUGUGUGUCUGUCUGUCUGUGUCUGUCUGUGUAAAAACCAAACUGUUGUCAGGCCAAGUGAUUGAUGGCAUGGUUGCUAAGGAAACAGAAAAGGCUGCCAGCUGUUUCACCAAGGAUCAGGAGAAGAAGUGUUUGGGGGUGGUAUGAGAUUAUGAGAUUUUGUAAUUUUAAAAUAUUUUUUUCUUUAUGGUUUUAGCAGAGUAUAAAGAAAGGGAGAUACCUAUAGAUGUCUGGAACAUAUUUUCAUUUGGGUUCUUGUUUUAAUUUGUAAAGAAUGAAAGUCAUUUGUAAUGUUAAUUGGUGAAUCUAACAAAAGGAAUACAAUUAGCAAUAUUUAAUUUAGUUUUUAGAACUAGUUUUCCAAUCCUGAUUUCCUGAGUAGUAGUUCCUUAAGAACUCAGGGCAUGAGAAGUAUGACAUUGACCUUGUGCCAAUAACCAGGCCAGGAAUUUUACCUCUUUUUCUGCUUACUAUUUGGUAAAUAAACCCUCUUUCAAAUGAAGUCUGGACUGCUUCUAAAAUAGUUUGCCGUUACUGCGUUUACUUUUUUUUCCCCCAUGAUUUUAAACUAAAAAGUAAAAUGAAUAUUUUUUUCACUUUGUAGAUUAAAAUAAAUGAGGAUAUUUCACAAUUCGGGUACCUUUUAUCAUGUACUGGAACACUUACUAUAAAAGUUAUGAGAGACGUGUUUGGUGAGAAAGAGGAAGACAGCUUCUGACAGCUGGAAUGGGCCUGGCACUGACAGGUUUCUCUUAGGAAUGCUGGUGACUGUCGAUGGUAUCCACCAAGAUGGCAAGGCCUCCUGGAUCAGGAGCCGAACGAGGAGCCAACAGAUGAAUGCUUCCCCAGUCACCUUUGGCAGCACGCUCCCCGACCGCUCAACGGAGCAUUGAAGCAACAUGCAGCACAACUCAGUACAAAGCCAGGUCUGAUCUCUGUAUUUGGAUUCUACUGGACAUGGAAGGGAACUUACUGGAGGACACUGAGACAGUUUAUCAGCUGCUACCAUCUGGACGUUGAGGUGUUUAGCUUGAGAUUUCCCUCGAGAUUUUAUUAACCUCUGUAAAACCUGUAAAAGAGGAUUUUUUUAAACAGAGGGAUAUCCACACUGAGGUAAAUGACAAGAUUCAGUAUUUGGUCCUCUGGGGCCAUUUUAUAUGUAGCACAAGUGGCUUGUAAUAGAUUGAGCUAGACAUAUAUAAGAUUAUCUGCAAAAUUAACAUUUUAACAAUCAGUUGCAUGCUAUAAAAAAGAUACUAGCAUGGAACGUAUUCUGAGUCUUUUUCAAGACUAACGUUAUCAAACUAUCUCAUGAGAAACCCAAAAAGUAUUUUAUGUGAACUAUACCUAAUGUUUCCUAUAUUAGAAAUUAAAAGUAUUCAUUUAAAAAUUAACAGUAAACCGGAUACAUGCUAAUAUGUUUUUUAUAAAAACUCCCCUUUUUGUAACUCUCAAGUGCCUGGCCUCAUAGAUGACAACCAAAGUCUCUUAUUUGCUUCCACAGGUAAGGUGUGGUUUUGGUUGAAACGUGAAGAAAACCUAACCUCCUACAGCUAUGUAGUUGAGAAAAAUAUUUUAGUGGCCUUUUCAGAUAAUUGUAGAUAUUCUUUGUACUGUAGAAACAUGGAACCAUAUCAACGAGCCUGUCUUACUAUUAAAUUACAUUAGUCUAUCUUGAAAUCUGAAUGAUUUGUAACAUCAUCGAUCAUUUGGAAAAUAAUGGUGGUUCACUACUGAGUACUUAAGAUCUUCCAAAUGUUGACACAUUUCAUUAUACAAUAAAACAUAUUUGUUAGUAAUCAUCGAUCUCAUUAGAAAAGUCUUUUAUCUGUUGGGAAGCUUCUAUGCUGUCAAAGGUGAAUACAAGUUUUCUAGAAUUCUAAUUUUUGUUUGAAGGCUUGAGUUUUAUCAUUGGUAACAGCAGCUCUUCGAUAUUUUCUGGAAAAAAGUGAGUCUGUCACAUCAAGGAAAACAACUGCCAGGUACCCAAGUCAGAAUAUGCAUAGCCUGUCAGUUCUUUCAAAUAAAAAUGGAGUUCCAUAAAAAAGCUACUUAGUUCACAACUCGAAUAAUCGCACCAGUGCUUGUCCUCAAGAUAGCUAACCUACUGGAGUAUAUGCAGACUAAGUGUACGUCCUAGAUUCAAAACGUAAUAAAAAUAAGUUAAGCUGGU
Molecule: messenger RNA, 4075 nt
Organism: Pteropus alecto (black flying fox)
Lineage: Eukaryota; Metazoa; Chordata; Mammalia; Chiroptera; Pteropodidae
Gene: NSUN6
Product: NOP2/Sun RNA methyltransferase family member 6
Exons: 14
Coding region: 415-1836 (473 amino acids)
Biological process (GO): RNA methylation
Molecular function (GO): methyltransferase activity; RNA binding
Source: RefSeq, a predicted model, not a curated record